AUGCAGUUUGUCGAAAACUACUUCAGUUCUCAAAGUGAACAAAGCGAUGAGGAUGACUUGUACGCUGCCCGUAGAAAAAAAGAAGCACUGAAGUUCGAGAACCUUAUGGACGAUGAAUUGGAUGGCAUUCUUCAGCGUAGUUCGGAGACACGUGCUAUCAAACAAAGACAGGUACACUUUGCAUCCACAAACGAUUCUACACAAGAUGCCACUCUUCCUUCCGGCGAGCAGGACGAUGAGUUGUAUGACGAAGACGAAGAUGAACUGAAUGCUCAAUGGGUCAGGGAUAAUUUGCCUGGUGGGAACAGUCGGAAUUCGGAUGCCGUAUUAAACUGUCCAGGCUGUAUGACACUAUUGUCAGUAGAUUCCCAUAGAGACGGUCGCUUGAAAACUCACUACCAAUCCACCAAUCCAAUCAAUUGUGUGAUAGACGAAACAUGUACAGCACAGGCGAGUGAAACACAUACAAGGCAAAGUAAAAGACGGAGGUCUUCGCACAAACAAAUCCUCCAAGGGUGUCGUGAGAAGUCUAGAAAAUCGUUUAACUGCGCUGGGCUAAAUUUCCCUCGCAGAUUUCCUCCCACUAUCUGAGACGAGAAGUUACAUCCACUCCUA
This is a messenger RNA of Opisthorchis viverrini, 615 nucleotides long. RefSeq lists its product as hypothetical. Lineage: Eukaryota; Metazoa; Platyhelminthes; Trematoda; Opisthorchiida; Opisthorchiidae. Gene Ontology annotation, biological process: positive regulation of cell population proliferation. The record is from RefSeq and is a predicted model, not a curated record. Gene Ontology annotation, cellular component: nucleus. Bases 1 to 591 code for a protein of 196 amino acids. The transcript has 4 exons.